UCGAAGAUUCCGCGCGCUCGCUUCGAAAUCAUGCUACCUAUUUGGGGUAAAAUUAUUCCGGUCAUGUGAGAAAAGAAAGUUAUGUAAAGUCUAGGUAUGCUCCGCACAUGGCCUUUUACGGCGAAGAAGAAGGCUUGUCUUUGCACGAGGGUUUUGUAGAACUCGAAGAACUUAGCUGCUCAGACGAUAAGCUUAUAUGGAAAGAGACCGCGCGAUGGAUCAAGUUUGAAGAGGAUGUUGAGGAAAACGCAAAUCGAUGGGGCAAGCCUCACAUACCAUGCUUAGGGUUCCAUAGCUGUGAAAAAGUAAGAACAGUUUUCCAGAACGGUUGCCUUCUGCUUGAUCUCGACGAGGAUCAGCUUCCAAGUAUUGCCGAAGCAGUCGCUAGUAAACUUAUUUCGGACGGCAAGCUAUCGGAGAAAGAGCACGAUGCAUUUUUAUCUAUUUUAUUGACCCCACAUGAACACCAGUUUCAGAAGCAACGAUCAGGAGGGGGAAUUCGCAAACUUUCUACUAUACAUCCUAUAGGAAAAGAGCAGGGGAGGAACAGUGGACCGUUUAAAAAGACCAGCGACCUCACAAGUGUGAUGGAGAAAGGAAUUCAAGAUACAAGUAUUCCGCAUGUUGAAAUAGCUACUAAACCAGGUGGAAAUACCAGCAGGGCACAAGACUCGCUCGCAGUGGACACGAUUGACAAUAAAGUUUCAAGUAUUGACGCUAGGAUUCCAAAGGACGCAGAGGCGACGACGGUCCUAGUGGGUGGCCACAAACACCUCUCCGCACCUGAAGGCGCCUUUGUGCGAUUGGCUCGCGGCUGUCGUCUUCGGAACCUGGCGGAAGUCAACAUCCCAGUGCGAUUCUUGUUCAUUCUUCUAGGCCCAGAUGAUAAGUCUAUUGACUACCAUGAGGUGGGGCGCUGCGUGGCGACGCUGAUGUCAGAUAGGCUCUUUUUGGAUUGCGCUUAUGAAGCUGAGGAACUUCAAGAUCUUUACGACGCCAUGGAUUCUUUCCUGUCAGAUACUGUCAUCAUUCCGCCAGGGGAAUGGGACCGAAACGUUCUAGCCCAGUCCCUCCCGAGUCUAGCCAAGGAGACGAAGAAAACAGCACUGCGCAGGCGCGGAGCGCUACUCAGGAAACAGCGCCAUAUCUCAGAUCUAGAGACACAGGAAACCGUCACAGAGAGCUUGGAACUGGAGGACGACCCGCUUAAGAGGACUGGGCUCUUCUGCGGGGGUCUACUCCGUGACGUCAAACGACGAUUCCCUUACUACAAAAGCGACAUGACAGAUUCGUUCAACUGGCGGUGUGUGAUGGCUACCAUACUUGUGUAUGUAGCCUGCCUUGCGCCCGCGAUCUCUUUCGGCGGUCUACUCUAUAAGAAAACCAAAGGUUGGAUGGGGGUGGCCGAGAUGAUCGUCUCGACUGCUCUGUCCGGGGUGAUCUUCGCGUUGUUCGCCGGGCAACCUCUGAUUAUCAUCGGCGCUACGGGGCCUCUGCUGGUAUUCGAGACGAACGUGUUCAACUUGAGUGAGAGCUUUGAUUUCGAGUACAUGCCAUGGCGAGCCUGGGUGGGGAUCUGGGUUAUGCUAAUUUGCUGGGCUCUAGUCGCAAUGGAGGGCUGCUUCUUGAUUCGUUACUUUACAAGAUUCACCGAGGAGAUCUUCGCUUGUAUGAUCUCCUUAAUUUUCAUCUACGACGGCAUUAAAUACAUUUAUGAUAUCUUCGGUCUUUAUCCCCUCACGUCCGGCUCGACUGAGAAUGUAGAUGGGAAAGAUGUGUCAAACACGGCUCUUUUCACCACCAUACUCUUCUUUGGCACGUUCUUCGUCGCACAUAUUAUCCGGGAUGUUCGUCACAGCAGAUUCUUAAACCACACUUUACGACGAGCCAUUAGCGACUUUGGUGUCCUCAUAGCGAUUGUUGCCAUGAUCCUCGUUGAACUCUCGGCCCAGUCCAUCUAUGUCCAAAGGCUCAACGUCCCGGAUGGCUUCGACGUGACGUCACCGCACCUACGCGGCUGGUACGUGAAUCCGAUGGGCACCGAGCGGAGAUUAGGGGCCGAUGCAAUCUUCGGCGCUCUCGUGCCCGCGAUCCUUGUCAGUAUUCUCGUGUUUAUGGAAGUGGAAUUCUGCAAUGUAAUCCUCGACAAGAAAGACAACCAACUCAAAAAAGGCCCGGGUUAUAACCUGGACUUGUUUGUUGUGGGGUUCCUAAUGGGUAUGUGUUCAGUACUGGGUCUUCCCUGGAUGUGCGCCACACCGGUGCACACCGUGUCCCACCUCCACGCCCUCAUGGUGCACAGCACUAACCACGCCCCGGGGGAACACCCCCAACUACUUGAAGUCAAAGAACAGCGCAUUACCAACAUCAUAAUCCACGUGCUGAUUGGGCUAACCAUGCUACUGGCCCCAGUCAUUCGCCUUACUCCGGUCGUGGUCCUGUUCGGCGUCUUUGUCCAUCUUGGCUUCUCGUCUCUUUCCCAUCUCCAGUUCGUCGAGCGCUUCAAACUGUUGUUCGUCUCCCCAAACCAUCACCCAGAAAGAAGGUACGUGCGCAGCGUGUCGACGGGCAAGAUGAACGCGUUCACCCUCGUGCAAGUGGUGUGUUUGCUGUUCCUGGUGGCCAUCAAGGUCACCGUAGUCGCCCCCUUUUUCCCCUUCUUCGUCAUCUGCCUGGUCCCGCUACGGCGCAUGCUCGAGCGCUUUUAUACCGACCAGGAACUCGAGGACCUGGACAACGAGGAGGAGGAAUACCUGGACAGCGACCUGGACGAGUUCGACAUGGUCCACGUACCCAUCUAAUUCCCGCAACAUGCUGGUCAACGUACUGGAAAAUACUUGGAAACUUUAUGCUGGGCAACUUGAACGAUGGUCGUACUUAUUAGAUACCUAAACUAAACCUUUUAAUUCGUCAGGACCGAGAUUUUGACUUUCUGGAAAAUAGCUGGAACACUUUACUAAAUGCGAGGCACUAUUUAUUUAUAACUAAGGUAUAAACUAUUUUUCCCCCCAAUUUAUCCAAAAAUUGUUGCUGGUAUAACCUUUUGUUUUUUGUAUCACUUAUCAUGAAAUAUGUAUGAUACUAUGGUAAUUAUGAUUUAAUUGUAAAAAGUGAUAAGCAAAUAAGAAGAUAGUCGAAUAAAUGCCAUCAAUAGCUAA
Messenger RNA from Nematostella vectensis (starlet sea anemone), 3158 nucleotides. RefSeq names its product anion exchange protein 3. Gene Ontology annotation, cellular component: plasma membrane. Gene Ontology annotation, biological process: transmembrane transport; monoatomic anion transport; monoatomic ion homeostasis. The record is from RefSeq and is a predicted model, not a curated record. The transcript is spliced from 4 exons. Gene Ontology annotation, molecular function: monoatomic anion transmembrane transporter activity; solute:inorganic anion antiporter activity. Lineage: Eukaryota; Metazoa; Cnidaria; Anthozoa; Actiniaria; Edwardsiidae. Bases 108 to 2801 code for a protein of 897 amino acids.